AUGAUUGUUGUAAUAUCACUUGCGAUAAUUUUUCUCCUUUUUAUCAUCAAUUAUGAGCUAAAAAGACAACAAAAGUUAAAAUUAUUCAAACAUAUUCCUGGUCCGAAAGAAUAUCCAAUUGUUGGAAAUUUAUUCAGCAUUCGACGUGAUCAAUGUUCUGACAUUGAAAAACUCGCAGAUGUCUUUAAUAUUGCUCCCAUGAGCAAAUUUAUCUUUUUCAACCAAGUUUAUAUCUCGAUAAGUGAUCCAACGAUCAUUCAACAUGUCCUUACAAGUCCGCAAUUUCACAAAAGACCGGCGAUUUUGAAGUUUUUCGAGAUGGAAAAUGCACUUUUUACAACAAAAUAUGAAAUUUGGAAGCCGUUACGAAAACAAUUGAAUCCCGCAUUCAGCCAAAAGUCAAUACAUUCCAUGCAACCUAUGAUGAUUGAACAUAUAACGAAAUUUACGGAGGAAAUUGGUUCUCAUGUUGACAAAGAAGCCUUUGAUGUGUCUACUUUAGUAGGAAGAUUCGAAGUUGGACAAAUGUUCAAAACGAUGCUUGAUUGCGACUUCAUCCCCGAUGACGAAUUUGUCAAUGCAUUAGCAGAAGGAACGGAUAAUGUGAGUAAAAGAGCCUCAGAUCCUAUACUUUUCUUCGAUUACUUCUACGAACGAUCAGAAAUUGGCAAGAAAAUACGAAGAUCUCACAAUGCCGCGAACAAAGUUUUACGCGAUUUUAUUUUACCAAAUUUCGAGGAGCGAAGAAAAUUGGCGCAACAAAAGGAAUCACGAUCUCACAUGAAUCUUCUCGACUAUUUGCUCGUUACGAAAAAGGAUGGAAGGUUCCUGACUUAUGACGAAAUUGAAGAAAAUAUUAAAUCUGUGUUUAUGGCUGCUAUUGACACAUCAACACACACAAUAGCGUUCACUUUGUUGAUGCUCGCCAUGCAUCCCGAUAUCGAUCGGAAGGUUUUCGAAGAGAUUUCGAGUGUUUAUCAACCGGGAGAUGCCUUAGAUGCGGAUAUUGUCAAGAAAAUGACGUACUUAGACAUGGUUGUGAAGGAAAUUUUGCGACUUUUUGCCAUUGCGCCGGUCACUAUGCGCGAAAGCUUGGUCGAUACGCAUGUUGAUAAAGUUGGUUCUAUUCCGAAAGGCGUCACUUUCUUCAUUACCAUGUUCAAACUCAACCGAAAUCCGUUAGUUUGGGGUCCUGAUGCGAACAAAUUCAAUCCCGAGCACUUUAAUGAAGAGAAUUCCGCUAAACGUCAUAUUUAUAACUUUGUUCCAUUUGGCGGCGGUACACGUGGAUGCAUUGGAAUGACAUUUGCGAAUCUCAAUAUACGUAUGGCACUCGCAAAAGUUCUUGUUUCUUACAGAUUCGAGACUUUGUUGAAGUUUGAAAACAUAAAGUUGAAAUACGGAGUCUCGACGAAGUUAAAUGUGCCGUAUUUGAUGAAAGUUUUUAAGAGAUAA
Culicoides brevitarsis is the source of this 1455-nucleotide messenger RNA. RefSeq names its product probable cytochrome P450 313a4. The transcript has 4 exons. Gene Ontology annotation, molecular function: oxidoreductase activity, acting on paired donors, with incorporation or reduction of molecular oxygen; heme binding; monooxygenase activity. The record is from RefSeq and is a predicted model, not a curated record. Bases 1 to 1455 code for a protein of 484 amino acids. Lineage: Eukaryota; Metazoa; Arthropoda; Insecta; Diptera; Ceratopogonidae.